UGGCUAUGGCGGCCUCCUGGGGGUGCAAAAGAGUGUCAGCAGCGCCGACGAUGUGCUCUUUCUUGAUGCUGGCGUUUGUCUGUGCGCUCUCGGCGAUACCUAUGGCAGCAGCGUACGGGUUGGACGAUUUUUUGGCGGCUAUCCAUGAUCACAAUGUGUCCUAUCAUGAGGUGAAAGGGGACGUGGUCCUCAACGCCUCCCUCCCAAUUAUGGCCUUCGGCAGAAGCUUCACGCUGGUGGGCAAAGCGCAAGGUGGCAGACGUCCAGUGAUUGACGGAGCGUUUAAGGAGGGUGGAUUGAUCCCUCUCGGUCUGACUUUGAGGAACUUAGAGUUCAGGAACUUCAACGGAACGGAACCUAUUUUCACUUUGUUGGGUCACGACGUCGACAUUCAAGACUGCGUUUUUCGCGGGAAUCGGGUGAGCGGAGGUUUCGGCUCGGCGGUCUUUGUUUUGGGCGGGAACCUGAGGAUCUCCCGCUCUUCCUUCCUCGGAAAUCAGGCGGCGGGGCAAGGUAACGGAGGCUUCGGCGGCGCAGUCUACUCGCAGUCGGCCGGGAGCGUGCUGAUCGAGAGCACUGUCUUUCGCAACAACCAGCUGACGCGAGCGGGAGGCUUGGGAGAGGGUGGUGCGAUAUCUCUUUCCUUUGCUACUGUUUACACGAUCACCAAUUCUACAUUUGACGGUAAUCGGGUUGAUGGCAUCGGGGGCGCGAUAGCUUCUACCGGCAGCCGCCGGGGGGAGAUCCUGCGCUCGAGCUUCUUGCGCAACUCCGCCUACUCGACGGAAGCAAGACAAGAGCGAUACGCAACGGGCGGGGCCAUCAAUAUAUACGGUGACAACGUCACUGUCAUCACCGGAUGCUCGUUUACAGGUAACAAGGCGGCGGGCAGGCGAGGAGGAGCCGUGUCUCUGUCGAUGUACCAGGCGGAGGCCACCAUCUCCGGCUCCAAGUUUGAGCAGAACGCCGCUGGGAGAUACGGUGGGGCUGUGGAUGUGCGACUCGUGACGGGUUACUUCACCGAGGGCAAACGUGGAGUUACGCUGUUUGACGGCGGGCCACCGAGGAGUAGACUGAGCUUCUGCAGAGGGAACACGUACUCGAGGAACGUGGCGGGGACUUCAGGCUCGGCGAACGUGUACGUCAACAUGCGCAACAGCUCAGUGAGUGCAGUGUCCUUCUGUCCGAGCGAGCCUCCUCUUACUCUGAUAGAAGCGGAGACUGGCACAGUCACCAUCUCCUGCGCAUUCUGCUGAACGCGCGGUGGAAGGACCACUUGCGUGGAUUGCUCCCCUCUGGCCGUCUGUCAUCGUACUCCACGGUCAGAUACAAACGAUCCAUGCAAUUGCGGCCUCGCUCGAGAUGGAAGUCGGCGAGUCCGGGGACAAUUUCCACUAAACAGCUCGGGCCGAGCGAGCUCACUGGACGACGGAGAUAUGCGGUCGGUGUGUGUGAGAGAAGGGAAGUCGCCUGACUUCGAACACUUCUACGAUAAAUAGAAAGGAAAUGU
Chara braunii is the source of this 1510-nucleotide messenger RNA. The record is from the annotation of a GenBank genome assembly. Lineage: Eukaryota; Viridiplantae; Streptophyta; Charophyceae; Charales; Characeae.